GUGACCUCAGCGGAGGUCAGCAGCCGGGAGGGUGGCCUAGAUGGGGUCUUCCACACGCGGGUCUGCAGGUAGCUAGAGGCAGCCAUCAGGACGGCGCUCGGAUGUAUUAAGGACUAGGGUGGUACCAGGCCCCCCAGUGGAUUUCAGUUUGACCGAAAGAUGGAUGCUUUCCUGUAUCAACGGGAGGGAGCAGCCUGGCGAGAUGCCUGCUCCGUGCCUAUUUCUGAGAUCAUCACCGUGGAAGAAUCAGACGUUAACGGGAAGCACUACACCAGUGGAAAAUGGCAGAAAAUGGAAAAGCCUCAUGCUUUUACAGUGCAUUGCGUGAAGCGAGCUCGGCGUCACCGCUGGAAGCGGGCCCAGGUGACUUUCUGGUGUAUUGAAGAGCAACUGUGUAACCUGUGGCUGCAGACCCUGAGAGAGCUGCUUGAGAAGCUGACAUGUAGGCCAAAGCAUUUACUGGUGUUUAUCAAUCCAUUUGGAGGAAAAGGACAAGGCAAGAGGAUCUAUGAAAAGAAGGUGGCUCCGUUAUUUGCUUUAGCCUCCAUCAACACUGAGAUAAUUGUGACUGAACGUGCUAAUCAUGCUAAGGAGAGUUUAUACGAGAUGAAUAUAGAGAAAUAUGAUGGAAUUGUCUGUGUUGGCGGGGACGGCACAUUCAGCGAGGUCCUACACGGCCUGAUCGGAAGGACGCAGCAGAACGCCAGCGUGGACCAGAACCACCCCUGCGCGGCCCUGGUCCCUAGCCCGCUCAGGAUCGGCAUCAUCCCCGCAGGGUCCACAGACUGUGUGUGCUACUCGACGGUUGGGACCAACGAUGUGGAGACGUCAGCCUUGCACAUCGUCCUCGGAGACUCGCUGCCCAUGGAUGUGUCCGCCGUGCACCACAACAGCACCCUGCUGCGUUACUCCGUGUCUCUGCUGGGCUAUGGCUUCUACGGGGACAUCAUAAAGGACAGCGAGAAGAAGCGGUGGAUGGGCCUCGUCAGAUACGACUUCUCAGGAUUAAAGACGUUUCUCUGCCAUCACUACUAUGAAGGAACGGUGUCUUUCCUGCCAGCCCAGCACACGGUGGGCUCACCGAGGGACAGGAAGCCCUGCCGGGCCGGAUGUUUUGUUUGCCGGCAAAGCAAGCAGCAGCUGGAGGAAGAGCAGAAGAAAUCGCUCUACGGUUUAGAAAACACUGAGGAGGUGGAGGAGUGGAAGGUGGUCUGUGGCAAGUUUCUGGCCAUCAAUGCGACCAACAUGUCCUGUGCCUGUCCCCGGAGCCCCGGGGGCCUCUCCCCGGCUGCCCACUUGGGGGAUGGCUCUUCUGACCUCAUCCUCAUCCGGAAGUGCUCCAGGUUCAAUUUCCUGAGGUUCCUCGUCCGGCACACCAACCAGUGCGACCAGUUUGACUUCACCUUUGUUGAAGUGUAUCGUGUCAAGAAGUUCCAGUUUACGUCGAAGCACCUGGAGGACGAGGACACCGACCUCAGGGAGGGCGGCAAGAAGCGGUUCGGGCAGCUGUGCAGAGACCACCCCGUGUGCUGCUGCACCACCUCCAGCAGCUCCUGGAACUGUGACGGGGAGGUUUUGAGCAGCUCUGCCAUCGAGGUCAGGGUCCACUGCCAGCUGGUUCGGCUCUUUGCACGGGGGAUUGAAGAGAACCCGCAGCAAGCCUUGCAAGGCUGAGACGCCCGACGCCCCGUCCACGUCCCUGCCGAACCAGGGCAAGUGUGGGAGUGACAAGAAAACGGACGGGCCGACUGGCGAUACACGCAUUGAACGUUAGACGCUUAUUUUUGAGAGUGAAAUCUUGAUUUUGGGGAAGUGCCUGCGGUCAACAGUGUCACCUGCAUGUUCGCCAUCUUGAGUUCCUGGUGAAUCUUUAGGUUGGGUUUCACAUGACUUAGCAGCAGAUGCAGGGGUGUUGCUCCGUAGAUCUCAACAACGCCAGCCGCGCAGAUUUUGAAGCGGCCCUCCUGCCAUAACCUUACGGACAUGAUAAUAGGGGUGCGUUCCACUGAGGCCACCCCACCCGGGCACAAGGCAGCCAGCACGCCACUCGGGUCAGGCGCAAGACUUGUCCUGUAGUUGUUCGCGGUGGCGUUCUGGAAGGUGGUCGACUCUCCACCUGCCUUUGAUCGUCACCUUAGCUUCUGACUGCGGUCUGACCACGUGGUCCUCCCUGCGCCCUGCAGGUGCCCUGCAGCCGGGCCUGCUGGAGGUGCUCACGAAGCGUUAUGCCUUUCAGUGGUCACAGAGGCACCAGCAGUCACAGUACGUCAUCUUUAAAACCUCAGCCCUUGCUUUCAACCCAGUCUUGCUUCUGAGACAAUUCAGCCGGGGGCAGGAGCCCCGAGGCUCGCUCUGUAAACAGGUGCCAGGAGCCGGGGCUCCCUAAACCGGGGACUCGGCCCCGGGGGCCAGUUGUUGCCGUCAUCGUGUAGGACGCCGAUGCUUCAUGUUGACACAGAGUAGAUAAGAACUGGGCUUUGGGAGGAAACAGGAAAAGCUGGCAUUCCAGAGGUAAAAAACACACCUUGUGAAUUCUUCCUGAACUCGAGAAUCGAGCGCACCGCCCCAGGGCCGGGCACACGUUCCAGCGCGUGGGGUCCGUGGGGCGGGCUCCGAGCCCCCGCGCACAGUCCGGACCUGGGUUUUUCCUGUCUUCACACUUAUUCCCGUGUAUUUAUUGACCGUUCGUCCUUUUCAACCAGAGCGCUGUCAGUGGCGUCUUCGUUGUCUGUGUUUUGUUCCUGACCCGACUGAUCCCCUCAGCUCCCGCUGAAGCGCGUGGGUGCAGGCUGGCUGGAGGAGACCCCGCUGAAGACAUUCCUCCUGGAGCCCAGGGCCACGUCUCAGUCCUGUCUUCGUCUUGUGUUAUUUUUAUUGCUGCCCGUGGGCAUGGCGAAGUGUCUGCAACAUAAUUGUAUUUGAAAUACAGCGAGAGGCAGCUUAAGCUCUGGUUUUUGGGGAGAGGGCUGUUACAGGAGGGCCGUCCCACAACGCUGACCGAGUGGAUGUCACAGGUGACGCAGUGGGUCACUCUGACACUGAGCAGAUGGCCCGUGUCCUCAGACUGCACUCAUGUGGACGCGAAGGUUCCCAUUGCAGCGUUGUCCCCCGGCCCGUCAGGAUAAAAGGCAGCUUUCCCGCGUUGUUCAUGGACCACGUGAUCGGAUGGCUGCAGGGAAAGCCGCCGUUUCUGGUCUGAAUGCUUCGCUCCUGGUUGGAGGCCAGCAGCUUCCUGGGAGCAGGCAGUGGCCGCCUGUGUCCCCGGAGACCCGUGCAGCGCCAGCACACACAGUAGAAGACAUGCAGUGCAUGGCGCUCCCCGGGACCACGGGGUCAGGGACAGUGUCACUCCCAGCCAGGGGGCUGCGGGAGGAGGGUUCCCAGGGGUGCUGCGUAGCCCUGGGACCCUCAGUAUUGCCCCCUUGAAAUUGGGUUACUUCACAGGGUUCCCGCAGAGAUUCCUCAAAGUCUUUAUUGUCCCUGGCAAAUUUUCCCAAUGCACCAUCCGCCCUAAAAUCCACUGCCAAUUGUAGAUACAGGGCCCAGGCCAAGAGUACGCUUUUCUGCUCAACAAGAUACCCCAGCCCUGCCAGGGGGCCACUUUGGAGAUAGCGCUGGUGUCCCCACCAGCUGCAUGCUGACAUUCAAAAGGGCAAACCCAGAAACUUCUCUGGGCUCACGGUGGUGCUGCCCGAGCCCCCAGAUGACCUGCACACGGGGUGGGAGGUGACCCCUCAGACAGGUUGAAUCAAAGGCUCCAGCCCUCAUACAUCCUCACAUAGCUAGAACGUCCGCAGCACCAGUCCUGCGUAGUUUCAAGCAAGAAAAUGGAAGAAAAGUGACGGUUGGCACUAGAACUUAGGCUCACUUGGAAGGUUUGGUCUGUGUGUUGAACUUCCUUGCUCAUUGGUGCAGAAAACCUAGGCAGCAGUCAUGCCCAGGACUUCGUGACUCUCCUGGCGAGGAGUGGGGACCCUCGUAAGCUGCGCCUGCUUCGCGAGGGGCACAGAUUGGACUUGUUCCUUCAUGCAAUCUUGUACGACAGGGAAGUGUCAGUGGGGAAAGGAUUGCUUAAUUUUCUUUCAAAUCUUGCUGGUUUCAAGAUUAGAAAAUGGCACAUUUGACCUGAUAUGUUUGAAAAGACAAAAAUAAAGUUACUUUGGGCAGAA
Trichechus manatus latirostris (Florida manatee) is the source of this 4169-nucleotide messenger RNA. RefSeq names its product ceramide kinase (gene CERK). The transcript is spliced from 13 exons. The record is from RefSeq and is a predicted model, not a curated record. Gene Ontology annotation, molecular function: ceramide kinase activity. NCBI's taxonomy places the organism in Eukaryota, Metazoa, Chordata, Mammalia, Sirenia, Trichechidae. The coding region runs from base 160 to 1674 and encodes 504 amino acids. Gene Ontology annotation, biological process: phosphorylation; ceramide metabolic process.